UGAAGAUACACCCAAACAAACGCCACACGACACGCACCGUCUUCUUCUUCGUCCAGCCGCCCCCCCAAUCCAAGCAGAGGACGAGGAGUCGGAGGAUCGCCGAAGCUUCUAGAACCCUUUCGGGGGGCACCCCCUCGGCGGAGGCGGGGCGGCAUGUGGGGGAGGCACUACUGGGGCGAGCGGCGGCCGAGCGCCGGCGCCGGAGGCGGAGACGGAGACGGAGCGGAGGCGGGCGGCGUGGUGGUGAUGUUCGCGUGGCUGUCGAGCCAGGAGCGGCACGUGCGGGCGUACGUGCAGCUGUACGCGGCGCUCGGCUGGGCGUGCCUCGUCUGCCACUCUGACUUCCUCACCCUGUUUAUCCCUGAUAAGGCUGCCGUACUUGCCGACCGUGUUCUUGCGGAGCUCGUUAAGGAACUGAAGAUUAAACCAGUGCCUGUUGUGUUCGCUUCCUUUUCGGGAGGGCCAAAAGGUUGCACAUACAAGGUUCUUCAGCUGAUCGAGAGAAGGUGCGAAGGCCAACUGAGUUUGGAUGACUAUCAACUCGUACGAGAAUGUCUGUGCGGACAAAUGUAUGACUCGAGUCCUGUGGAUUUUGUGAGUGAUCUAGGCACCCGCUUUCUCCUUCACCCUAGUGUCCUGAAGAUGUCUGAACCUCCACGAGUCUUAUCAUGGAUGACUAAACGCAUUGCCUCGGGUCUAGACAGUCUCUUCAUUAACAAAUUUGAAGCGCAGCGCAAAGAAUAUUGGGAAACACUAUACUCAUCAGUGCAUGUUGGCCCAAUACUCAUAUUCUGUUCAGAGGAUGAUGAACUUGCUCCAUGUUCAAUUGUUCAAAAUUUUGGGCGGCGUCUGCUGGAGCUUGGUGGUGAUGUGAACCUAGUUAAAUGGCACAGUUCUCCACAUGUAGGUCACUACAAGCAUCACACUGAGGAAUACCGAGCUGCAGUGACUGAACUACUGAUGAAGGCUUCGGUGCUUUACAUAAGCAGAAGACGACUCAACGACUACGGGGUGGGCAUGAGUGUGCACGGUGACACACCUCAUUCGGCUCGCAAUCUUCAUAAAGCGGCUGCGAAUAACUCGAGUGAUAGGCUAAGAAGGCUACCGACCGAGCCAGCCGAUCAUUUCUUCUUACCGAGCUCCAUGGAGUACGAGGAGAGCGGCAACGAAGCGGCAAAACCUGAGUUAUUCAACAUGCCGAGCGUCGAAAGCUUGAACCCUGAUGGCGUGUUGGGGAAGAUGCUCUAUGAUGUAUGUGUCCCGAAGAACGUGGAAGGCUGGGACUUCAAGCCUGCGUCGAGUCAUUGUAUUGCUCGCCGGCAUGGUAAUUUCAACCCAAUAAAAUGUAUAAGGCGCUCGAGAUUGUAAUAAUUUUGACUGGAACAUCUCAAUGCAUUCUAGCUGACUGGUGUAUAGUGUGAGUGUGAGAGUGCUCUUUGCUUGGUGGAUGCUGGUAUAAUUCGAGAUACCCAAUAUCCAGUGAAUAUGCGAGAUAUGUGACCUCUGUACAACUUAAAUUAUUAACCAAUAAAGUUAUGCAAUGAGUGCUUUUUUGGUGCUGAGAAA
Brachypodium distachyon (stiff brome) is the source of this 1566-nucleotide messenger RNA. RefSeq lists its product as uncharacterized. NCBI's taxonomy places the organism in Eukaryota, Viridiplantae, Streptophyta, Magnoliopsida, Poales, Poaceae. Bases 154 to 1368 code for a protein of 404 amino acids. The transcript has 7 exons. The record is from RefSeq and is a predicted model, not a curated record.